This is a messenger RNA of Mya arenaria, 1045 nucleotides long. RefSeq names its product innexin unc-9-like. The transcript has 6 exons. Bases 97 to 996 code for a protein of 299 amino acids. NCBI's taxonomy places the organism in Eukaryota, Metazoa, Mollusca, Bivalvia, Myida, Myidae. The record is from RefSeq and is a predicted model, not a curated record.
CUUUUGUAAUAUUCUAAAUGUUUCUAAUCCAUGAAAGGUUUAAUUUACAAUGACAGUAUUUAAUCAUUCAGCUUAUUUAUCUUUAUUUACAAAAUAAUGAUACAAUUGUAUCUAAUCAAAGUGUAUCAGCUCCCCAGCGUGGUAUGGAGGGCGUUUUCUGGGUUUUCCGGUGUGGACAUCCGGAAGUUGGUAGAGAUGACGGCUAAAGCGCACUACGUGGAUGACGCCAAGAGGGACGCCAAGAUAGAGGAGAUUGUGUGCACCAUAGACCGUUGGCUCGAGGGCAACCGACAAUACCACUGGAACUGUCUUGUGCGCAUGCGUCAAAAACUGUCACGCCUCUGUUUCUGUCUGAAUCGCCGCGAGGGAACUUAUCUCACCGGCCUAUACCUUAUAUCCAAGCUGAUGUUUUGUGUCAACGUGGUCUGCCAAUUCUACAUACUGGACGCUUUCCUAGGCGGUUUCUUCAGGUACUGGGGGAUUGAAGCCAUCCACACCCUAGCAGUGGAGCACCAACUGAAGGAGAGCCGCCGGUUUCCACGGGUAUCGCUUUGUAGCUUCAGCGUUCGUGGCAUACAACAAAAGUGUGUCCUACCCCUCAACCUAUUCAACGAGAAGAUAUUCCUGUUUCUGUGGUUCUGGUUCGUCUUUGUUGCCAUUUCAACCGGGGCAAACCUCAUGUCCUGGAUCUGGCACCUCAUCGUCAGCAGAAAUCGGGUCUCCUUCGUGAAGAAGUACUUGAAAAUCAAGGGCAGAUUAAAAACUACGACUGACAAAAGCCUGUGCACCAAAUUCGGCAAUUAUCUACGCGACGACGGAAUUUUCCUUCUCCAACUUCUCGCCCGGAACUCUAACCCACUUCACGUGACGGACGUCAUCAACGGCCUCUGGGGCCGCUUCCUGGAAAAACCCAUCUCAAAGAAAGUGCUCGCUGACCAACGUCCGCCAAAUGUACAGAAUAACAACAAGGGGGACAACAAAGCUAGUUAUAUAUGACUAGUGUAGCGGAUUAUAGGUGCAUCACGUAUACCGUUACGGUUGUGAA